AUAAAUCGAAGUAACUCUCUGCUGGGACUUCCUUUGUCAACAGCAAGUGUGAAGGAGCAGUGUGUUCGAGCUGCUGCGAAUACACAGGCAGGAGAAGGACGACCGGCAUAACAGUAACUAAACAACGUCAUAUUUGCAGUCCAUUUUGCCGUGACCGUCUAAAUUUAGCAUGCACUCUGGAUCAUCACCGUGUUUGUACUGCAGACCAGCACACAUUAUAUGACAAAAGGUGGAUGUAAAAUAAGUGAAGCCUCUGUGAUCAACCUACUGUACAUCCAUGUGUAUAAUUUUCUUCAAGUUUGACCCCCGGCCGGCAUCCAAGAAUGCCUACAGGCUGAUUUUGGCUGCAAACAGAGAUGAGAUCUACAACAGGCCUUCCAAAGCUGCAGACUUCUGGGGGACUAACGGCGAGAUCCUCAGCGGUCUGGACCAAGAGUAUGGAAAGGAAGGCGGAUCGUGGCUGGGGAUCAGCAAGAGGGGCAAGUUGGCGGCGAUCACCAACUACAUGGACGGACGUCCGAACCCGGAAGCACAGGGAAGAGGAUUUCUGGUGUCUAACUACCUGACAGAGAAGGAUAUCGACAGCUACUCGUACCUGAAGAAGGUGUCGACAGAAGGCCACCUCUACAAUGGUUUUAACCUCAUCACAGCCGAGUUCAAAGCCAAACAAGACAUUGUGUGUUACUAUGGAAACAGAGGCAGCCCUGAACCCAUCCGUCUCAAUCCAGCAGGAAUCUAUGGUUUAAGUAACUCGCUGCUGGACACGCCGUGGAGGAAACUGCUGCAGGGUAAACGUCACUUCAGCAGCGUGGUCAGUGACCAGACCCUGUCCCGAGAUGGACUGGUGCAGGAGCUGCUCACGGUCCUCAGUAAUGAAGAACUGAACACACCUGAUCCCGUUCAGGAGAGUCAGGGUGACGGUUACAGCAAGUCCAUGGUCCAAGCUCUUUCAGCCGUGUGUGUUCGCUCCCCUGUUUAUGGCACAAGGACCAAUACAAUAAUCCUCAUAGAUGCAGAAGGGAACGUGACCUUCACGGAGCGCAACAUGCUCGACUGCGACACGAACAAGUGGAGCACCAACUCGUUCCAGUUCAAGCUGCAGGAGUGAAGACAUGAUGGAGGAAACCAACCGUGUGCCUUUCCUUUCCUUCGCCCUCAGUCCGCCUCCUGAGCCUGCUUCACACCAAAGUAGCUGUUUGAGCGGGAGACUCGUCUGCACUUUGUUCUUCACCCAGUCACUCGCUGCCUCAUUAGCAUCAGUGAGAUGGACCAUCUGUGUUUCUGAUUUGAGAUAUGACACAUAAUUUGAAGACGUGUGCUUAUUUAAGAGAUUGCCAAAGGACAUUAGGAAAUAAUUUACCUACAUGUCACAAACCUCUAGAGUUGUGUUGCUUCUGUCACAAAUUGCUGAUGUCCACAACAUGAUACUGUAAUCUUUCAUGAUUAUGUGGCUCAAAUUUUUACCAUUUUCUCUAGAAUGUGGGGUAAAUACGCCCCCUUUUCUCAUUUUUCAGUUUGAAGCUUGAAUUGUUUCCCUCUGAGAUUGCAUGGUUCCAACAAUAUUUUUCUAGAAAAUGUGUAAAGCUAAAUUUAACGCACAAAAACAGUCAUUAGUAUGCAUAUCAUAGUAUUGCAGUGGCCCCAAUUAUUGGUAUGUAAGUAGUUUGGCUCAAUCUCCAUACAACAGUAGUAUUCAGUGGUGGUUCCACCAAAUAUUGGAGUGUUGAUUGUUGACAGUUUCAGGCACUGGAUCUUUGAAUUCUUCCUUGGUAGAGUGAAGCAUUUUACAUACACUUGACAAUAAAGCAUUUUAUUUAAAUACA
Molecule: messenger RNA, 1823 nt
Organism: Salarias fasciatus (jewelled blenny)
Lineage: Eukaryota; Metazoa; Chordata; Actinopteri; Blenniiformes; Blenniidae
Gene: tango2
Product: transport and golgi organization 2 homolog (Drosophila)
Exons: 10
Coding region: 278-1108 (276 amino acids)
Biological process (GO): Golgi organization; protein secretion
Cellular component (GO): Golgi apparatus
Source: RefSeq, a predicted model, not a curated record